AGGGCUACCUAUCUAAGGGUUACGAGUCCGGCUUUUACUGUAUUUCAUCUUAGUUGUUGUUGAUUAAUAUAUGUUCAUCUUUCCUGUAAUCAGUUAUUAUUUUAUACCUUAUGGUGUAUUUUGGAAACUAUAGACGUUUUAAAUAUUUCUAAAAUAAACAGAAUUAUUAUUUUCAAAGAUGUCGCAAAAUUCUGAAAAGCCAUCAAGUCAGGAUGUCGCUGAUCCAACAGGACCUGCAGGCCGAAAGGGUGUCCUUAUAUCUUUCCGAACAGGAAAGACUAUGGAAAUACCGGAAAAAGAUAUUCUCGGGCGAUGUAGAUUUGUUGGAGAAUUUGAAAAAUUAAAUCGCAUUGGUGAAGGCACCUAUGGAAUUGUUUAUAGAGCAAAAGACAAGUUAAGUGGGAAUAUUGUGGCACUUAAAAAGGUGAGAAUGGAUGUGGAGAAAGAUGGACUUCCUUUGAGUGGUCUACGUGAAAUACAAGUGCUCAUGUCUUGUAUGCAUGAGAAUGUUGUACAAUUGAAGGAAGUACUUGUGGGUCGUUCAUUAGAAAGUAUAUUUUUAUCUAUGGAGUAUUGUGAGCAAGACCUGGCAUCACUUCUGGACAAUAUGUCAUCACCAUUCACCGAGUCACAAGUAAAGUGCCUUAUGCUCCAAGUGCUUAAGGGACUCAAAUAUCUGCAUUCAAAUUUCAUUGUACAUAGAGAUUUGAAAGUUUCAAACUUAUUACUUACUGACAAAGGAUGUGUUAAAAUAGCGGACUUCGGGUUAGCCCGAUGGCUAGGUGCGGCGGCGAGGAGUGCGACCCCGCGGGUGGUGACACUGUGGUACCGUGCACCAGAGUUACUACUACAGGCGCCGCGGCAGACUCCCGCUCUCGACAUGUGGGCCGCUGGCUGCAUCCUUGGCGAGCUGCUUGCUAACAAGCCCUUGCUGCCUGGUCGGUCUGAAAUAGAACAACUGGAGCUCAUUGUAGAUUUACUUGGGACCCCGUCUGAUGCUAUAUGGCCGGAGUUCAGCACUCUGCCGGCUCUGCAAAACUUCACAUUGAAGCAACAACCUUACAACAACUUGAAACAACGUUUCCCAUGGCUAUCGGCUGCAGGGCUGCGACUACUUAAUUUCUUAUUCAUGUACGACCCCAACAAACGUGCCACUGCCGAGGAAUGUCUACAAAGUUCAUACUUCAAGGAGCAGCCAUUACCGUGUGAUCCUAAACUAAUGCCAAGUUUUCCUCAACAUCGAAACAUGAAAGGGCAACAAAAGAGUUCGUCCAAUCAAUUGAACAUACCCUUGUCAAACUUAAACACAGGCGCCAAUGACCAAACAAAUAAUCUUCCCGCCAUUUCUGAUCUUUUAGGAUCUCUAGUCAAGAAACGAAGGUUAGAGUAAACUGAAAGUUUAGAUUAAGAUGUCGUAUUUUAAGUCUCAAAUAUAAAUUCAUGUAAUUUGAAA
Molecule: messenger RNA, 1453 nt
Organism: Galleria mellonella (greater wax moth)
Lineage: Eukaryota; Metazoa; Arthropoda; Insecta; Lepidoptera; Pyralidae
Gene: Cdc10
Product: cyclin-dependent kinase 10
Exons: 8
Coding region: 179-1390 (403 amino acids)
Biological process (GO): protein phosphorylation; regulation of mitotic cell cycle
Cellular component (GO): nucleus
Molecular function (GO): cyclin-dependent protein serine/threonine kinase activity; ATP binding
Source: RefSeq, a predicted model, not a curated record